This is a messenger RNA of Sphaerulina musiva SO2202, 6814 nucleotides long. RefSeq names its product FAT-domain-containing protein. Gene Ontology annotation, cellular component: NuA4 histone acetyltransferase complex; nucleus; SAGA complex. The record is from RefSeq and is a predicted model, not a curated record. Gene Ontology annotation, molecular function: transcription coregulator activity; protein binding. The transcript has a single exon. Gene Ontology annotation, biological process: regulation of DNA-templated transcription; DNA repair. Lineage: Eukaryota; Fungi; Ascomycota; Dothideomycetes; Mycosphaerellales; Mycosphaerellaceae. The coding region runs from base 63 to 6653 and encodes 2196 amino acids.
AGAAAGUGAUCAAGGAGAUAGCUGGGCUUAUCACCACAUUUGAUGGCAUUACUGCGAAUAACAUGGAUGCCGAGAAGGCUCAAGCUGCAGUCAACGCAAUCCAUAUUGCAGAUUCUAUCUGCCACUUCCCUGCUCAUGGCAAGCAGCUGAUGGAGAAUGCGGACGCCCGUAAAGCCCUCCUGAACGCAGCCAAGGCGCUGCAGACAUGCGCCCAGCAAGGCAACAUGUUCAACAAUCUGCGUCUGGCCGUGAUGCAAAGUGCAGAGCGAACUAUGCACAUCUUGACAGUCUAUCUGGAGCAAGAAACCAGUGACAUGACUUUCUUGUUUGACAUAUUCGACUCAUGCGUCAAGGGCGAGCUACAGGCAACGCCUCUGCUCGUCACAUACCUCUACAAGCAUGUCAUCACCAAUGACUCUGUCGAGUUCCAGAGGAACAUCGUACAGCGGUGCAUCGAAAUAUACACAUCAAAGGAAACAACUCAGAAGCUGAAGUGGUUUGUCUUUCACAACGUCGCAAAUCCGAUUUUUGCCAACGAUGUGAUGCGGAAUUGGGAAAGCCUCUUCCGAGAAGAGCAAAAGGGCACCCUACUCCUGAACAAGGCAAUGGCUGAUGACAUACACAACAAGCUGUGGAAGCCGCAGUCUGUUAGCGAUAUCUCUGACGACAACACACCGGGAGUUGAUCACAGCCGUAUGGAACUACUGCAGACGUCCGCAUUCCUGAUCAAGUACCAUCACAAUAUGCUUCAAGACGCCAGGAAAGAUUUGAUCAAGUUUGGAUGGAACUACAUCCGCCUCGAAGACCACAUCAACAAGUACGCGGCAUACUGCCUGAUCACAUACUUCAUUCAUCACUACGAUACUCCGCCAAAGAUCGCGAUGCAGGUUUAUAACUCACUGUUGCGGGCACACCAGGCCGAGGGCAGAAAUUUGGUGAUGCAGUCACUCGAGAUUCUGGAGCCAGUGCUGAAGAAGCGCCUUGGUGGCACUGAAGGACGAACAAGUAUCUGGGCUCGUCUCCCGCGCAAGAUUCUGAGCGAGGAAAUUGGCAAUGUCCAGCAGCUGACAAGCAUCUAUCACUUCAUCGUGCGGCACCCCGACCUCUUCUACGACGCAAGAGAACAAUUCGCACAGAUGAUCAUCCCAUCAAUCAGUAAAGUGGCGCAAUUACCUAGCCCUAGCGCAGAGAGUAGAAAGCUCGCGCUCAACCUGUUCACACUCAUCUGGCAAUGGGAAGAGCGCACGGUGAAGGAGCAUGGCAGCCUUGCAGACGGUGAUGGGCCGAAGAAGGCUGCCGUCGCAAACUCAGUGCUUCGCCUGGCUUUGAUAAAGUACAUGGUGCAGUUCAUCGCAACAUUACCAGAACGUUUCCCCGUCAAUGCGCCCAGGAGCAAGGACAGCGCGCUCCCUCCACAGCACUCAAGUUCACACGAAAUAGUGAUGAAAUCACUUGAUCUACUCAGCAGGUUAUUGUCCGCGCCUUACUGGGACGACCUAGAUAUAGACACGAUGUUCCCGAAGGUGACGGAGCAGAUUUUGUGCACAGAUCACAAGCCAGAAGAGAAGAUAGAGACGUGGACUACGCGUGUAGUGAACACUAUCCAGAUUGUCAAGGUCCUUCUGAACUCACGGUCUGAUGAGUGGGUGGUCGCACGACUGCCACAGCUACAGAAACUGCUCGCAAAGCCAUUGCGCUGCGAACUGCCAGACAUACAAGACGCGCUCCACAACGCACAUUUGCCCGAGACUGUGACGCCGAUUCUCCCUCCAAUCCUGAGCCGCGCACUGGCGACUAUUCCAGUUCAGCAGCCAGACGAAGACCUGCCUGAUGCUGAUAGUCCAACGGAGGAGUUUCUGGGCUUCCUGACAUCUCUGGUCAGUGACGUUCUGGGCAAUGGCAGCCACGUGGCUGGCAUUAACGUGCUGUGGCUUAUGGCCCAACGGAGGCCAGAAGAUGUGGACGCGCAUAGCGCAGCACUCCUCAAGAACCUGCAGAGCAAGCUGGCCAAGGACCAUCUGGCCACACUAUACUCACCUCAGCAAGCAAUGCAGCAAGGCGCGCCUCCGAUUCCGACGCCGCAGGAAGGUGAGAUUAUCGUGAACAUGAUCAUCAAGGUGAUGGAGAUGCUCUCUGCACGCAUUAGCACGCUUGGCGAAAGCAGAAGACCUUACCUUAGUGUACUGGCCUCUCUGGUCGAGCGCAGUACGAAUAAUGCUCUUUGCGAGAAGAUCUUGGAGCAGGUAGAAAACUGGGUUUUCAACCCGACUGAGCCAGUGCCGACCCUCAAGGAAAAGACUGCGGUCCUGCAGAAGAUGCUUUUGUUCGAAACACGACAAGAUCAGACGCUAUAUGCCAAAUUCAUGAACCUCGUGAUCAGGAUAUACGAAGAUCCAAAGAUCACCAGAUCAGAACUUGCAGUCAGAAUGGAACAUGCCUUUCUCAUCGGACUCCGGAGCAGCGAUGUUGACAUGCGAACUCGAUUCGUCUCGAUCUACGAUAGAGCUUUGUCGCGGGCUACAAACAAUCGCUUCUUCAAGCUCAUCAGCGAACAGCAGUGGGAUGUCCUAGGCGAAAGUUUCUGGUUGAGUCAAGUUAUUCAGCUCAUGUUCGGAGCCCUUGACCAGAAUGCGAUACUGCAUUUACAUGUCGAGGACUUCACGUGCUUGUCGGCCAGCAAGGCCUUCAGCACAUAUACCAGCGAUGCAAGACUGGCAGAUGUUAUGGUUGACGACGGUCUCGACGGUAUACUUGCUGAUGAAAAGCGAUUCAUGAAUGAGAUCAGCGUGGUGCGAGCACGAGACAUCUUGGGCCCACUUGCUGAAAUCCAGCACACUGACUGGAGUCUCGCACACGACAUUUGGGUUGCCUACUUUCGGAUGUGCUGGUCAACGCUGUCAAAGGAUGAUCGCGAGGACAUCGAAGCAGGGUUGGUCGCCCUGCUGACCAAGGAUUUCCACCAACGACAAAUUGAUCGCCGUCCGAACUGCGUUGCGACUUUACUGGAGGGAAUCGCCCUGGCGAGACCGCAUGUCAAGUUCCCGCCACACGCCAUGAAGUACUUGGCUAAGAGUUAUGAUGCGUGGUACGUUGCUGCCACAUAUAUGGAAGACCUUGCCAUGAAGCCCAUUGUCGACACAUCCAAUGUUCGAGAAAGCAACCUUGAUGCACUCGUUGAGACGUAUGCUGGCCUCGAAGAGGGCGACCUCUUCUACGGCACAUGGAGGCGACGUGCAUCAUAUGUCGAGACCAACGCUGCCUUGUCGUAUGAGCAGAAUGGCAUAUGGGACAAGGCCCAGGCCAUGUACGAGCAGGCACAGAUCAAGGCGCGAACCGGCUCUCUGCCUUACUCGCAGGGCGAAUACAUGCUUUGGGAAGAUCAGUGGGUGUUGUGUGCUCAGAAACUUCAGCAGUGGGACAUAUUGGGCGAGUUCGCUAAGCACGAGAACAUUAAUGAUCUCUAUCUCGAGGCUAUGUGGCGCAACUACGAAUAUUGGAACAGUGCGGAUCAGCGAGACCAGCUGGAGACCUAUAUCAAGGCAGUCAGUGACGCACCCACCCCGAGGCGGAUGUUCUUCCAGGCCUUCAUCUCUCUGCUCAAGAUGCACAACAAAACGGAGACGCCGCAGGAAUUUGCCCGAAUAUGCGAUGAGAAUAUUCAGCUCAGUAUCAAGAAUUGGCACAAACUUCCCCGACGCAUCACGAAUGCGCACAUUGGUUUGUUGCAGAACUUCCAGCAGCUCGUAGAGCUGCACGAUGCAAGUGUGAUCUGUCAAAGUUUGGCGCAGACCAACGCUACAAAUCUGGACGUCAAGAGUCAGGAGCUAAAGGUCCUGCUUAGUACAUGGCGCGACCGUUUGCCCAAUCUGUGGGACGACGUCAAUGCAUGGCAGGAUCUCGUUACCUGGCGUCAACACAUAUUCAACCUCAUCAAUGGGACGUACUUGAGUCUGUUGCCACCUUCCAACGGCGGAAAUGCGACUGGUAACAGCUAUGCCUAUCGAGGUUACCACGAGACGGCAUGGAUCAUCAAUCGCUUCGCACACGUGGCUCGCAAGCACCAGAUGCCUGAAGUCUGCAUCGCGCAACUUGGCAAAAUCUACACAUUGCCCAAUAUUGAAAUUCAAGAAGCCUUCCUGAAGCUGCGGGAGCAAGCGAAGUGUCACUAUCAGAACCGAGCUGAGCUGGGCAGUGGUCUGGACGUAAUCAACAACACUAAUCUUAAUUAUUUUGGUCAGGUUCAGAAAGCGGAGUUCUACACGCUCAAGGGGAUGUUUUUGAGUCGGCUCAAUCAGAAGGACGAGGCGAGUGAUGCAUUCGGCACUGCGUUGUUCUUCGACAUCAAGCUGCCAAAGGCGUGGGCAGAGUGGGGACGUUAUUCGGACAAAUUGUUCAAGGAAGAUCCCACGAAUCUGGAGGCUGGGUCGAAUGCGCUGAGUUGCUACCUCGAGGCUGCUGGACAAUACAAGAGCGCCAAGUCGAGAAAGUUGCUUUCCAGAAUCUUGUGGCUGCUGAGUCUCGAUGACGCCACGGGACAAUUGAGCAGCAAAUUCCACGACUACCAUGGCGAUCACCCUUGGUGGUACUGGGUCACUUUCAUUCCGCAAUUGCUGAACAACCUAUCAAGGACCGAGAGUGAAGCACUCAUCGCACAUCAGAUCUUGACGAAUCUCGCCAAGACGUACCCGCAAGCCUUGCACUUCCAUCUUCGGACGAGCCACGAGGACAUGCAAGUGAUCCGAAAGAGCCAAUUGCUGCGCGAGCAGAAGGAAAAGGCUGCCAAAGCGAGGAGAGAAGCUGCUGGUGGCCUCUCUUCCGACCCCGUCAAGACGGAGAGCCCAGCUAGACCGGGGAGUUCUGGUACGCCUGCUGCUGGUGCGAGUCGACCGACUACGAGCGCAGGCGAUACUGCCAUGCCAGAUGCCGAUAAAAAGGAUGAAGAGGCGAAGAAGGAGAGCGAAGAGAAGAAAGAGGAAGAGAAGAAACCCAAGAAGCCUUGGGAACAUACGGAGGCGCUCGUCAUCACACUGAGAACUGCUUUCCCUCUGCUAUACGCGUCCAUGGAGGCCAUGGUCGAGCAGAUGCAGCGGCAUUUCAAGUGCCCGCCAGACGAGGACGCGUACAGACUCAUCGUUGCAUUGCUCAACGAUGCGCUCAGUUAUGUGGGACGUUCACCUCAGUCCUUCACGCAAGAGCAGAGAUUGCCACCGCAGACCGAAGCUAAUAUCACUCGGUUCGCUGAGAGCGUUUUGCCAUCGCAUAUUCGGAAGUCAUUCGAGGUAGACUUCGUCGCGAAGAAGCCCACGAUGUACGAGUACGUGCACAAGCUACGUCGGUGGAGAGAUAAGCUUGCGGAAACGCACGAUCGCAAGGCUUCGACAUUCCAUCUUGCUCAAAACACACUUCUUAGUGGGUUUAGGUUCGUGUGGUUCGACGAAGUGGAGAUUCCGGGACAGUACCUGCAGCACAAGGACAAGAACCAGGAUUUUGUGAGAAUCGAACGCUUCUUGCCCGUGGUCAAUUUAGUACGAGGUGUUCUGGCGUGUCACCGGCGACUGACCAUUCGUGGACACGAUGGCAGUGUACACCCAUUCUGCAUUCAACAUCCGGCACCUCGACACAGCAGGCGGGAAGAGCGCAUUCUGCAACUCUUCCGAAUCUUCAACAGCACCUUGUCGAAGAAAAAGGAGAGCAGGCGGAGGAACUUACAAUUUCACCUCCCGCUCAUGGUACCCUUGAGUCCGCAAAUUCGUAUGAUCCAGGACGACGUGUCGUAUAUUGCGUUGCAAGGCAUCUGGGAAGACUAUUGCCGCCGGAACGAAGUAGAGAAGGACGAGCCCAUCAUGUUCACCAUGGAGAAGAUGCGAUCUCUUUCCCAAGCCAAGCACGAGCAGUGGCUUAACAUGCGCAUCGAAGCACUCAACCACGUCCAAGAACGCUACGCGCCCAAAGAACUCGUCAGGGACUUCUUCGCUCAAACAUAUCCUUCGUACGAUUCUUUCUGGCUCUUCCGCCGACAGUUCUCGUAUCAGCUGGCAGCAUUGACCUAUAUUACCUUCACCAUGUUCAUGACGAUUCGGUAUCCGACCAAAUUACACAUUUCCAGAAGUAGCGGGAACAUUUGGGGAUCUGAGCUGCUACCUUUCAUGCUCAGCCAGAGACCUGCAUUGCAUCAACCGGAGCCGGUGCCAUUCCGUUUGACACCAAAUCUGCAAAUUCUGAUGGGACCCAUUCAUACCGAGGGUAUCUUCACGUGCGCGCUGAUGGCCAUUGCGAGAUGCCUGACGUCCGACGUCACGGCAGGUAGCGUUCCUGCUACCAAUGGUGCCAAUGGUGCCGCCAAUGGUGCCAACGAGGCUGCCGCUAAUGGGAUUGGGGUUUCGAGCAGCGAACUUGAACAUCACUUGAGCAUUUUCAUCCGAGAUGAAAUCUCUUUCUGGUAUAUGAGCAAUCGACACACGGCCAAGGAGAACGAAAUGCGAGAGCACGUGCAAAGGAAUGCGGAGCAGAUUGUGAACAAAGCGGUGGCUAUUGCGAAAGAGCCCACGGGCAACAAUCUUCCCGCCAGCCAGAGCGUGUUGGAUCUGGUGGCACGGGCUACCAAUCCGGAGAAAUUGGCGCAGACGGAUCUUUUGUGGAUGCCGUGGUUGUGAGAGGGCAAGUCAAGGAGUCCAAGGUUUUAGCGAAGGCGUCUUGGAGUGAAGUGGUACCAGGGCAGAGCAAUAUCUGGUCACGAGAGAUGGGCAGGAUACCCAACCGUUUAGCGCGGCGUUGGUGGGGGAGACACUUGCGUAUCAUUGUGUUACUAGUGUAU